Messenger RNA from Ochotona princeps (American pika), 1142 nucleotides. It is a transcript of the gene EFCAB11, whose product is annotated as EF-hand calcium binding domain 11. Gene Ontology annotation, molecular function: calcium ion binding. Gene Ontology annotation, cellular component: cytoplasm. The coding region runs from base 189 to 662 and encodes 157 amino acids. The transcript is spliced from 6 exons. The record is from RefSeq and is a predicted model, not a curated record. Lineage: Eukaryota; Metazoa; Chordata; Mammalia; Lagomorpha; Ochotonidae.
AGGAAACGUUGUCAAACAAAGCGUCUGGCCAAUAGCACGCAAGGAUCGAUGCCAGUGGCUCGCGGGCCGCCCAAUGGGCGGCGACGUUGAGUCGCACGGCCAAUAGGAGCUCCCGUCGCCGCGGCGGGCGUCCGGCCGCCGGUGUUCGAGCUCGGGCGUGAGGCGGUGCUGGUGGUCGCCGCGGCGCUAUGUUUCUUUCUGAGUUGCUGACCAGGCAGAGGACCUGGGAACCCAGCCCCUCGGAACGCAGGCAGUGGGUGGAAGUGUUUAAAACUUGCGAUGAAGACCGCAAGGGCUACCUGAGCCGGGAGGACUUUAAAGUGGCUGUGGUGAUGCUGUUUGGGUACAAGCCCUGCAAGGUAGAAGUGGAUUCUGUGAUGUCUUCAGUAAAUCCAAACACUUCUGGUAUAUUACUUGAAGAGUUUCUAAAGAUUAUAAAGAAAAAAAAGGAGGCCCAACUGUAUCAGAAUGAAAGAAGACACAUCUUCACGGCUUUUGAUGUUCGCUAUCGUGGAUUUUUGACUUUUGAAGAUUUCAAAAGAGCCUUUCAGGAGGUGGCUCCCAGGUUACCCGAGAGGACUGUCCUUGAGGUCUUCAGCCUCCUGAAAUUCCUUUCUGCCAGCAGCAGACUUGUUGCAUAUUAUUUUCUGGGACAAGUCUAACAAGAGAAGAUUUCCAGUCAUCAUUUGCGACAUCAGAGUGAUUCCUCUUUAAGUGGAGUCUUGUGACUGCAGUAAAAUUGCAGUUAUUAUCAUGAGUACCUACUCCAGGGAAUAUUGUUAUUGAUCUGUAGUAUCUGCAGGCUUCUGUGUGUAGUAAAGCAUGGAGAAGACUAGAUAUCAAAUCUGUUUCUUUGUAGCCAUAUGUUGAUAGCAGUCACCAGCUAUAUCUGCAGAGUCAUGGCCCAAGCAGUGGACUUCCUGAAUUUUCCAUUUUGAUUUUCAUUAAUAUGUUUGUUUCAAAGUUCUACUGUCAGGUUUCCCUGUCUGACUAGCCCCUUGUAUGUACUUCCUGGAAUGGGGAGUGGGAGCAUGGACUUCGGAAGAUGACGUCAAAAUUUACGCUCUGAGGGACUCUUAGGACUUUCACAUAUCAUAUAUUGAAUAAAACUGUUUAUCAGAAAUCCUGCUAGAAAACAAUAA